Exaiptasia diaphana is the source of this 2985-nucleotide messenger RNA. RefSeq lists its product as uncharacterized. The transcript has a single exon. The record is from RefSeq and is a predicted model, not a curated record. Bases 902 to 2719 code for a protein of 605 amino acids. Gene Ontology annotation, molecular function: protein binding. Lineage: Eukaryota; Metazoa; Cnidaria; Anthozoa; Actiniaria; Aiptasiidae.
GUCUUUUAUGCUGGAGAGCUGUUUGUUAUAAAUUAGYAAAAUUGUUUGUCUUCCCAAGUACCCUUUCGGUCUUAGCUUCCAUGAUUUGACCUUUUUGGACCCGACAACGUUUCCUCAAUUAGGUGUAUUUGAUAUCUUUUACAUUAACCAGUAGGCCUUUUGGAUCAAUUGGUCACGUGAUACAAAAUCCGCCAUAUUGGAUUGCAACUAUUAUGGAUAUGAGUACUACUAUAAUAAUCUUUUGUCAACCAAGAASAUGUUAAUCAGCUUCAAAAACRAAAUUGUCUCUUCUUGGUUCACUCGCAGCUUGUUUUGUAAACAAAUACAUUCUUAAAUGCCAUCCAGUAUGGCGGAUUUUCUACCAUGUAACUGAAUUGAUGCAAAAGUCCUUUUCAUUGGAUUCAUCUUUCAAGUCGUAAGAGAAAUCAUCAUUCAAAAGUUAUUUUGUUAUAUUAUAUAAUUCCAUUUGGUAGUUUGUGCUGUAAAUUCAGUAUGAUAAUACCCUCAGUAUUCAACUGUGGACUAUAAAAGACCACCUGAAAACAAUAAAACRCUUUGAUAUCUGGGAAGACAGCACAAAACUGUCAUCGUGUAUAUAUGCAUGCACAUGCUUCAGUAAUGUCUCUGGCGUGAUAUGUUUGUAAACUUCCGUUCUCAUUUGCAAGUGAUUAUGGAGUGAUCGAAUCGAGAACAUCUCAAAAAUGCACUCAACCAACAACUAAGUUCCGUAUAAUGUGACCAAGUUGUUAUCGAGAAAAUUCAUGGAGGGCAGAUGACUCGUUGAUCAAAAAGAURACAACUUUUACUUAACCAACCAAAAUCUUUCUCUAAAGUAUACAAGCACCAGGAAAAACUUGAAUUAAGAAAACAAUUGAGCUAAUUCAAUCGAUAAAUUACAAACAUGUUGGACCCGGUUGUAAGUGAAAUUGAAUGGAGUACCGACACAUAUUCUCUGGAAAAAGUUGUGGACGAGCUAUUUCAUCUUCCUCAAGUCGUUAAGGUGAAACGUGUUUCGCCGAGUUUAGAAAAACUGAAAGACUUUCAUGAUAAUGAUCUUUUGGUGUUAAGCUCAUCGAGGAAAAUUGACAUCAUUAGAGCGACUGAUUCGCUUAUGAAUGAAUACUACAUCCCUCUCGAUUCUGCAGCCAAGGUUGAAGUAGUCGGCUGGUUAGGUUACAAGACAUUUUACGACCAUGUUGAGGAACUUCACGAAGCRUCUCCAACCCACGUUCUCGUCGAGGAAGACGAURAAAAUAUUGGAAUAAAUAAAGGUGAAGUUUUGAAACUGGGACAGAAAAUUUCGUUACGGGGAAGCAUGUAUCUUCAAUGUAAUGUUCAAGGGAGGCCUGAUGUCGAAGUAAACAUCCCUUUCAGUCACAAAGGUGUUCGUUUCAAGACGCUCGGAGAAUUCACUGAGCCAAAUGUCCUUCUGACGGAAGUUGUACGUAAGUGUAAGCUUCCAGUCCAUGUUAAGUUUGUUGAUAACAAGUUGAAGAUGAAAAAAGUUGACGGUUCAUCUCGAUAUCCGAUGGGACUUUAUAACAUCGUUGGAAGUGUCAAACUCCACGACGUUAUGARAUACGCCGAUAUUGUCGGUAAAAGAAUCUCAYAUCCAGAUAAACMKGAUGUAAUCACAGUCCCUGAAGACUGCCACCUGGAUGUGUUUGUUCCAACAGCAGCGACAAGGAGUAAUUCAAAGUAUGUACAGUUUUGCAAUAGAAUUGCCCAUGAAAUAGGUCCAGAGAUGCUGCGGAAUCUUGGCAUUGAGCACAACCACUGGGUCAUAUUUCAAGAAGAUCAAGGGCCGCCAUCACCGAAGCAAYAUGAAYCUCCAAAACCAGUCCCGAAAAAACGAACUUAUAUUMAUAAAAUUUCCAUUACGCAAACACUUGACCAGCACCAUUACACAUCGACGUUAACCUCUAAGGCCGAAACAGAAUWUGAAAGUUCUUCUCUCUCUAAGUCUGACAGCGGAUUUACACCGACGCCAGCCAGGAAAAACUCGAACACUUUCCCACGUUUUUUGACCCCAAGCCAGAAGAGCGAUUUCGCUGGAUCAAACCAGGAAAUUUACCAAAGAAUUGAGGUUCUUAGUGCGUUCCAGGAAACGUUUAAUCAAGAGACGAAGCCUGUUAUGUUGCGUGCAAACACUUUUGGUCGUUCGCGAAUUUUGGAUGAAGAAGACAGUUUAUAUGUCCCGAUGAAGUCAAACGUUGUAACAGAAAGUAUGGUUCAAGAAGAGAGGAAGAUGAAGAAUGCUUUGMAAUCAAAUGCCAAUCUAUCACAGGUGUCAGGCUCAGAACUAGAAAUGUUAAAAAAUAGGCCAAAACCUCCUCUUCCCACAGAGAUAAGUAAACCUGAUCAGGCUUCUUCAAACUUAAAACAUUCUGCACGUAAGUACGAUGUGGUGCCAAAAUUAAGCGUCAAUGCAGAUCGACGAAAUGUCGAUGUUCCUAAGAAAAGAGAAUAUACRGAUAAACCUAUAAACGACUGGUCAGAAAAAGACGUUUCUAAGUUUUUAAAAAGCAUUGGCUUGGAAAAGUACGUCAAAAGYUUCUCAGAGAARAAAGUCGACGGGAAGGCUUUGGUAAAAUUAAAUGAAACUGAACUCGUGAAAUCCUUCAAAAUGUCUAAUAAAUCUCAUUUGAUGACGCUGCUGAAGUUCAAAGCAGAGUGCAUGAAACAUGAGGUUCAAAAUGAAUACCUAACAGUAAGGUGAACGUGCAUUGUGAGUCACCUCACAGGCCACAGUGUGUAUAUGGAUGCUAGAAAUAGUCUUGUUAGUGAUCAUCAAUCAUGUUUUGAAGCUUUGGACUUUAUUUCUGCGCAAGAAUUAUGUAUCAACAACAUAACUGUCUGGAUAGUGAUAUAGUAARCUGCUAUUUUUAUUUUAACUUCUUGGUAAACACUUUUAGUUAAACUAUUCGAUGAUCUUAGCUGUAAUUAGACAAAACAGUCUGGAAAAUAAAAACAAUUUUUGAGCCA